Clunio marinus is the source of this 5981-nucleotide messenger RNA. The record is from the annotation of a GenBank genome assembly. NCBI's taxonomy places the organism in Eukaryota, Metazoa, Arthropoda, Insecta, Diptera, Chironomidae.
CACAAAAAUUACCGCGGAGUGAAUUAAUUAAGUUUGUUGCGUUAAGCGGUUGGAAAUAUUAAUGCAAUCUCAUUAAUUCGAUGGAAUAGAGAAUUCCAACGAAAAUAGAAAUCACCAAUUAAAUGUAAUUGUUGAUAAGAGAUUUGCGAUAAUCGUGUAACAAAAUAAAAAGAAAGGAAAACAUAAUUGGAAUAAGAUAAUUUGAAAACAAUCAAAAUGAGCUCAACAACACCAACGGGUCCACCACCAGUUCCACCGACAAAACCAAUCCUUUCAACUCCAGGCUCUUAUAUGUCAACAUUCCAGUCAGGACAUACAGCAACAAUUCAUAGUAUUAAUAAAUCACAUGACAAGCCGGCUAUUGCCGCACGACCUGUUAUGCCACCAACAGUACCAAAAUAUUCGUCAUCGUUUGGAAAAAUUGAUCGUGAUCGGAAUGAAUUUGGUGGCGCCAAAAUCGAUCGAAUCGAAAGGGAAAAGGACGGAAUUGGAGGCUCUUAUCGUUUAGCGAGUCUCGAUCGUCUUGCAAAUCGUCAACGAUUAUUGGAACAGAAUAACGGGUUGGGACAAACUGAUGUAAAGAACGGAAUAUCAACAACUGAUAGUAAUUUGAAUGGUAAUGGUGGCGGCUAUCCAGUGGGGAUGCAAUCUAAACGCGAAAUGUUUUUCAAGGGAGAAGCUCAGAGUCCAUCAGGUCCACCUCCACAACCACCAUCUUUGAAUAAUAUAAACUCAUCAUCAGUGAACAAUAACAACACCAAUAACAACGAAAAAUCACAUAUUACAACAAACGGAACACACAAUAGCGUUCAGAAUAGCAUAAAUAAAUUGAUAAUGAAGGAGAAGGAAGCAAAUGAUAUGAAUCAUCAUCUGGACUCUAAUAAGUUGGCGAAUGAACGUCAAGAGAAAGAGAAACAGCAAGCGAUUGUGCGACCCAAAGUGAAAGAACUUGACGGUUACGUUGGCUUUGCUAAUCUACCAAAUCAAGUUUAUCGAAAAGCAGUAAAGAAAGGAUUCGAGUUUACUUUGAUGGUUGUCGGUGAAUCGGGAUUGGGAAAGUCAACACUCAUCAAUUCUAUGUUCCUAUCGGAUAUUUAUAAUCAGGAACAACAUCCGGGACCAUCAUUUCGUGCGAAGAAAACGGUGAAUGUUGAAACAACGAAAGUUAUGUUGCGUGAAAAUGGAGUCAAUUUAACAUUAACUGUCGUCGAUACGCCAGGCUUUGGUGAUGCCGUUGAUAAUAGUAAUUGUUGGGUUCCGGUCAUCGAUUUCGUUGAAUCAAAAUACGAAGAAUAUUUAACAGCUGAAUCGCGUGUUCAUCGUAAAGCAAUGUCCGAUAGUCGCGUUCACGUUUGCUUGUAUUUUAUCGCACCAUCUGGACAUGGACUGAAGCCACUUGACAUUGAAUUUAUGCAACGAUUACAUGAUAAAGUCAACAUCAUUCCGGUUAUUGCCAAAGCUGACACAUUGACACCGGAAGAGAUUCAACAUUUUAAGAAGCAAAUUCUUAAUGAAAUUGCACAACAUAAGAUAAAGAUCUACGAUUUUCCAGAACCACUCGAAGAUGAAGAAGAAGCAAAAGCAUUACGACAAUUACGCACUCGUGUUCCAUUCGCUGUUGUUGGCGCUAAUGCUAUCAUUGAAAUUGAUGGACGAAAGAUUCGUGGAAGGAAAUAUCCGUGGGGAAUUGCUGAAGUUGAGAAUUUGGAGCAUUGUGAUUUCAUAGCUCUUCGCAAUAUGGUCGUUCGUACACAUUUGCAAGACUUAAAAGAUGUCACCAAUAACGUUCAUUACGAGAAUUAUCGUUGUCGAAAACUCGCCGGUCUUGGAAAUGAUGGAAAAGCGAGAUUAUCGAAUAAGAAUCCACUCGCUCAAAUGGAAGAAGAGAAACGUGAACAUGAUUCAAAGAUGAAGAAGAUGGAAGCUGAGAUGGAGCAAGUCUUCGAAAUGAAAGUCAAAGAGAAGAAGCAAAAGUUGAAGGAUUCCGAGCUUGAAUUGACGCGACGUCAUGAGGAGAGAAAGAAAGCUCUUGAGCUUCAGAUUCGUGAGUUGGAAGAACGUCGUAAAGCAUUUGAACAAGAAAAAGGCGAAUGGGAGCAACACAGUGGAGUCACACUUGAUGAGUUGAGAAGGAGAAGUCUUGAAGCCAACAGCAAAGAAAAAAAAGAAAAUCUUUUCACAAGUAAAUCGCCCAUUUCCACAGGACUGGUUCAAUGGCAUCAAGAAAUUCAGAUGAGACGAAGAAAAGUCGUGUCUUUGGAUCGUUAUUGCGUCGACAUACGUCAUUUGGCGCACCAGAAGCUUCAAAACUCUCAACACCACCAACAAUUUCAGCGCCGAUCAUUCAGUCCAAUACGAAUCGUGAUUAAAACGAUGGAUGAUAAUUAUAGAAAUAAAUUUAAAGUUUUUAAGGAUAUAAUGCCUACGAUUAUAGCUUUAGAUGUCUCACUUUCAAUGACAAGAAUCGCUUACACCAACAGAGAUAAUCAAGAAAUCACAUAUAGUCAACUGGCAAUAAAUGGAAUCAAUGAGUUAUUAGACUAUUUGGUUAAACAGCGUUCAAUGGAAUUCGUUUCAUUAGUGAUCCUCUACACAGAACUCAAAUAUAAACGGAUAGAAUGUUACGGUUUAUCAUUCUUAUCGUAUACUGGUGAAAUAAAUGAAGAAAAUCUUCCGAGAGUUCUUCCAUACCCGAAAGACGAAGAAGCCUCAACAGAACAAAUUAAAUCAGAUGAAAACUUAGAAGAUGAAGAGUUGGAAGUAAAGUUUGAAUUAGAUGUGGAAUAUUUAAAAGCACUCGAUCCGAAACUUUGGAAAGAUCAAGAUCAUUAUGCUGUAUUGGGAUUACAAAGCGCAAGAUAUUACGCUUCAGAUGAUGAUAUUCGUCGUGCUUAUCGCAAAAUUGUAUUAAAACAUCACCCCGACAAACGAAAAGGACAAGGCGAAGCAAUUAAUCCUGAUGACGAUUAUUUCACUUGCAUCACACGAGCUUAUGAAUUCCUUGGAACUCCUCAGAAGCGUCGAUCAUACGAUUCAAUCGAUCCACAUUUCAAUGAUGACUUGCCAACUCAAUCAGAAGUUGAGAAAGAAUUCUUCAAUAUUUUAGGUCCGUGCUUUAAGCUUAACUCACGGUGGAGCGAGAAGAAGAAUGUGCCAUUGUUAGGAAAUGAUGAAAGCGAACGAUCGCAUGUUGAAAGGUUUUAUGAUUUCUGGUAUGAUUUCCAAUCGUGGCGAGAGUACAGCUAUCUUGACGAAGAAGACAAAGAAAAAGGACAAGAUCGAGAUGAACGACGGUGGAUUGACAAGCAAAAUAAAGUCAUGAGAACGAAAAGGAAAAAGGAGGAAAUGGCACGAAUUAGACAACUUGUUGAUCUCGCUUACAACAAUGAUCCGAGAAUAGCGAGGUUUAAGAAGGAAGAACGCGACAAGAAAAUGGAAGCAAAGAAAGCAAAACGAACAGCAGCUGAAGCUCAAAAAGCUGAAGAAGAUCGACAAGCGAAAGAAGCGGCUGCUGUGAAACUUAAAGCAGAGCAAGAGGAACAAAAACGACUUGAACAGCUUCAGAAAGAUAAAGAAGCUCAAAAGCGUGCCUUAAGAAAAGAGCGGAAAGCACUCCGCGACUUUGCCAAGACGAAUGAUUACUUUGUGACUGAUGAGAGUGACAAAAUUAAGCACAUUGAGAAUGUUGAGAAGCUUUGUGAGACUUUAAAAUUACUCGAACUUCAAGAUUUAAAUAAAAAGAUUCAAGAAAAUCCUUCGAAUGGUCGAGAAUUCUUCACAGAUGCAGUGAAUGUCAUGGAGAAGCAGUUGGAGGAAGAGCGACGGAAAAAUCUUCAAUCAAGUUCAUAUGUAAACUCAAUUGGGAAGAACACAUCGACACCUCUUGCCGGUGUUGUGAAUAAGAAGAAUUUAUGGAAUAAUGAGAACAUUCAAUUGCUGAUAAAAGCUGUAAAUCUCUUUCCUGCUGGCACAAAUCAACGUUGGGAUGUUGUAGCGAAUUUCAUCAAUCUUCAUGCAACAAACCUACCUGAAAAUGUCAAAUUCAACUCCAAAGAGGUGCUCAAUAAAGCUAAAGAUAUUCAAUCAAGUGACUUCUCAAAGAAUGACUUGAAAUCUCAAGUAAAUCAGAAAGCUUUUGAAUCGUUUGAGAAGAAUAAGAAAGAUUUGAAAGUAGUUGAUAAUUCUGAGAUAAGCACGAAAGAUACUGGAGAUGUAAAGCCAGCAGUUAAUGGCGACACGACACAAUCGAAAGUAAAUGGACAUUUGAAAAAAGUUGAACCGAAAACAAAUGGAGGAUCGUCGAUUGAAAUGAAAAUUUGGACGAAGGAAGAGCAGUCAUUGUUGGAACAAGCAAUCAAAACUUAUCCAGUGUCAACACCAGAUCGAUGGGAUCGCAUUGCUGAAUGUAUACCGAACCGUACGAAGAAGGAAUGCUUAAGACGUGUCAAGGAGCUCGUUGAUCUCGUCGUUUACAGUGCACUUUAUGAAGUUCUCGUUGAUUUCACGAAGGAUUAUUCUCUUAUUCGUGCUGCCCUUACAAAAAUCGAGCAUUAUGACAAAACAUGUUUGCACAAUGUGUUGAUGGCAUGCAACAACAUUUUGACAUCAAAUUGGGGAAGUCAAAGCUAUGGACAAAUUUUAAUGGUGACAGAUUUAGGCAUUGGAUUGGGACAAAAGUCGCUUAAGAAUCUUAUCAACACUUUGCCUGGUGAAAAUCAACCAUUGCCACUUCCUUAUCAGAGUAAACUUUCGAUUAUGUGCUUGGGAAAUCCCGAUGAUGAUGUUGGAUUUAAAUAUGGAAUGAAUUUAUACCAACAAUUACUUGACAUUUCCAAACAAAAUGGACAACUCUUCGUGCCACGAUCAUCUGAUAAUCAAUCAACGAUGGAACGAUCGAUAAUGAAGAUGUUUAAAGCAAUGUGCGAGACAAAUUACAAACCAUUCGAAGCUUUUCUUAAUGUUGGUUCUUACUUCAAACUCGACUCAGUUCCAAUUUCAAUAUUUCCUGAGCCUCUUCCUUAUACAAGUAAAGACAUCUUUGGCAAUGAAACAACGAGAAUGAUCUCAAAACGUUUAGAAGUUUGUGGAUAUAUAAAAAUAGCUGAUCUUGUCGGUUCGGGUGGUUCACCUGCAAAUAUAAGUCGAAACUUGAUCUUUCCCCGUGUUGAUUCAUCUCAGAAGAAAUCGGGAUCAGAAUUGGAGAAAUUAGAAUCAGAAAUGAAACAUUUCUUUAUGAAGAAUUCAUCAGCUGAAGAUGAAGAGAGUUCAAGUUCAAUACCAAAUGCUGAUGUGACGACAAAAGAAUCGGCAAUUGUUUUAUUGCAUGGUGCUUUGAAAGUGGAAAAUAUGGCAGCUUUGAUCUUAUUAGCUGAUGAUUGGUACGGUCUUGCUUAUUCUUAUUCUGAUAAGAAGAAAUCUAAUUUGAUGAUUUCAAUUCUUGCUCCUGGUGCGAAUGUCAUUCCUUGGAUUGGCGACAUUCGAUAUUUGGGUUUGCUGCAAGAUGCAUUGUUAGGUGAAAGUUAUGGAUUUCCAAUAAAGACCGAGAAGAAAAGUUAUUCAGCCGGAAACAUGUCUUGGUUGCGAGAAGGAGCUUUGCAAUCAGAUAUUCAGAAAGUUCUUCGACAUGCCAAGAAAAUUCCUGAAAAAACGACACAUUUCUAUAAAGAACUCAACAGAAUUAGAAGAAAUGCACAAUCGUUAGGAUUCGACUCAUUAAUUGAGAUUCUUGCAGAAAUAUUCGACAAAGAAGCGCAACUUUUGAUGCUGCCAACUGCAAAAGCUCAUCCAGAAUGUUCAGUCCAAUUAUCACAUGCUGCAAGAGAAUUGAGACGAGGCGAUCGAGAUUUAAUAAAGAAAUUAGAGCAAGCUUGAAUAUUUUUAAGUAAAAUGUAAACAGAGAAUGAUUUGAUGAUAGAAAUAAAUUUUUUAUUAUUUACGGAGGCUCCACUCUGUGAUUAGCCUCCGCCUUCAAUUAAUGCAAA